AUCACCUAUCCGACUUAUAAUAUACAAUUCGGAUUAUCGCAAUCAAAACAAUUAAGAAUAUCCAUGGCUUUCUAACAAGCUGUGAGGAAGUGACCGUCCGAGGACGCGACCAAAAGGCCAUCAGAAAAAGAAAAAAAACGUCGGAACUCAUUCAAACCGGCGACAUGAGUCCGGUGAACAGUCUGUGGUUCAAAUGGAAAGCUCUUAAGCUUCCAUGGAGGAGAUCCUGGGUAGUCGGCCAGGAUCUAUCAGGUAAUACGUUCUGGGAAUUCCGCGAUGCCAUAAACACCAACCGCUUACGCCGUAUCGUCAAAUAUAACAAUAAGACUCACUAUGGGGACGUGAAAAUCACUCCACAAUGGCAUCAAUGGCUCCGAUAUGUCCGUCAAGAACCCCCCAGCCUCGAAGAACAGAGAAGAGAUAUCAUGCGACAAAUUCAGAUUAAGAAACUUGCGCAAAUUGCAGACGAGAAAUGGGCAGCUAAACCGUCGUAUCUCGAUAAACCUCAAACCAAGCAGACUAGCCCUGCUACGCGAACGAGUGAUAAGACAUUGCAUCCUACGAAAACAUCAGAUCCGAGAUCUGAGCGGCAACCCGGAGUUAUGAAUCAGGUACAGGGGCAGGAGCAAAUUCAGCAAGAUGCUAGUCAAAAGAAAACCAAGGCUCUUUCGAGAAACGUCCCGACAGGUCCGGGAGAGAAGUGGCAGCCCGAGGCGUGGACACCAGACGCAACUCGAAGAUAAAGAAGCUAUCAUUGAUAUGGAAGUCAGAACCAAACCGGAAGUCCCCGGCGUUAAGACUAUACUCUCACCAAAACAUUGCGGAACGGGCGAGAAGACGAGCAGAAAACCGGGCCGUCUUUUUAGCGAACGGCAUUGCAGUGUAUACUUUUCUCUGCACAUACCUAUUGUUACUGACAGACGAAAGUCACACCCUUGGCAGUAUAUGUAAUCUAGUUGUAAAUCAAAAUUUUCGAUAUCAAUCCGGAAAAGGAAGGGGGAUAUGCGGUUUUAUGUAUAACAACUUGGAAACAGUCAUCUCAUUACAAUGGACCUUUCU
Molecule: messenger RNA, 1059 nt
Organism: Talaromyces stipitatus ATCC 10500
Lineage: Eukaryota; Fungi; Ascomycota; Eurotiomycetes; Eurotiales; Trichocomaceae
Exons: 3
Coding region: 165-743 (192 amino acids)
Biological process (GO): mitochondrial respiratory chain complex I assembly
Cellular component (GO): membrane
Source: RefSeq, a predicted model, not a curated record